Molecule: messenger RNA, 458 nt
Organism: Marmota monax (woodchuck)
Lineage: Eukaryota; Metazoa; Chordata; Mammalia; Rodentia; Sciuridae
Gene: Lce6a
Product: late cornified envelope 6A
Exons: 2
Source: RefSeq, a predicted model, not a curated record
GGCUUCUGGGAUGGCUUGUCCACUUGUCCUCCUCUAGGGCAAGGUGAUUUCUGGGUGGAGAGACGCCUGGCUGCCCGUCACUCAGGGGCUGCUAAGGCAUCUUGACCUCUCCUAUUCUCUUCCCAGGGAGUUGAUGAGCAGAUUCCACACGUAGCUGAGCAAUGCCACAGGAGAAGCAGCAGUCUUCACAGCCUCCCAAGGCUCCUCAGGGUUCCCCUGCCCCAUGCCCAAGCCCCUGCCUAGACCUCUCCUCUGCUCCUUGUGGGAUUCCCUGUUCAGGAGUUUGUCCUUCCCAGUCCCAAAGGCCUGGAGCUCAGAGCUCAGCCCGCGUCAGGAGGGCUCGCCGCCAGCCUCGCUGCCUCAGCGGUGGCAGGACCUACCCCUGCAAAGAGGAGGAGUGCUGAGGAGAUCCAGCGAAGGAACAGGUACAGCUGCUCCUCCUCAGCCUGGGGUUCUGA